Cylicostephanus goldi is the source of this 339-nucleotide messenger RNA. The record is from the annotation of a GenBank genome assembly. NCBI's taxonomy places the organism in Eukaryota, Metazoa, Nematoda, Chromadorea, Rhabditida, Strongylidae.
AUGCUUGGUUUCUUUGUAACUAUUAUUGUUGGACGUUGGAAUGAAUACUUUAACAAUGUCGGAUGGGUGGACAACACCGCCUUAGUGAUGUCCACAUAUCUGCGCGGAAACGACGAGAAGAGUCGUAUGAUGCGAAGAAAUGUUAUACGAUACAUGGUACUUACUCAGGUACGUGAGCUUUCUUUAGUAACGCGAGAGCCUUUACUGCAGGGGCCCUCGAAAAUUUCGCGUGAAAUAGGGCGAAGGCUGAUUUUGCAGGUGCUUAUCUUCAGAGACGUCAGUAUGCAGGUUCGGCGACGGCUUCCUACUCUAGAUACUGUCGUCGCUGCAGGUUCGUAA